AUGUCUUCGUCAUCUAGUUCAUCGGAGUCAUCGCCUAAUUUAUCACGGUCAAACUCGCUAGCUAACACCAUGGUUUCCAUGAAAACAGAGGAUCAUACAGGAUUAUAUGACCAUAGACAGCAUCCAGACUCAUUACCAGUCCGUCACCAAGCUCCCGCAUUGAAGCAAGAGGAAAUUGCUAAGCGCUCUAAAUUUCCUACUCCAAAUGAGCAGAAGAACGUAACCAAAUACGGUACAAGUGUAGAAACAGGGAGCGUACCCGCAAGGAAACGCAUGAAUUUUGAAGACGAUGGCUCAGAUUUGGAUGAAUCGGUUGCUCACCAUCAAUUGAGAGCCUCUGCUAUUUUAACUUCUAAUGCGAGGCCUUCGAGACUAGCCCAUUCCAUGCCACACCAGAGGCAACUUUAUGUGCAGAGUAACACUCAGCCCUCAUUAAAUGAUGUGGGUGUAAAGAGAGACUAUACAAUGUCACCUUCUACCGUGUCCUCAGGCAACAAACCCAAGUUGAGUUCAUCUUCUUCGGCAAGCCCUAUCACGAAAGUUCGUAAACCUUCACUGGUCAAUCCAAUUCUUGAAGUGCCGCAUGAGUCCAAAUCUGAUGUACAUCCUAAGCAGUGCAAACCUAAGAGAAGAACUUAUUCCACAACUUCUACGCACUCAUCAAUUAACCCUGCCGUUUUACUGACGAAAAGCGCAUCUCAAAAAUCUGAUACAGAAGAUGAUACAUUAGAAAGGAAACCUGUACGGAUGAACACUAGAGCUUCUUUUGAUAGCGACGUAUCACAGGCUUCAAGAGAUUCACAAGAAACGGAGGAAGAUGUUUGUUUCCCUAUGCCUCCUCAACUGCAUACAAGGGUUAACGGUAUAGAUUUUGAUGAACUAGAGGAAUAUUCACAAUUUGCAAACGCGGAGAAGAGUCAAUUCUUGGCUAAUCUUCAAGCACCAAAUGAACAGAAAUUUGGUAAUGUCACCCAGGAUAUUGGAUUCACCAGCUCUACUUCCACUUCGGGGUCUUCUGCGGCCUUGAAAUACACCCCAAGAGUUUCACAAACCGGUGAAAAGAGUGACAGUGGUAAUGAAAUAGACGUGCAUGGGAAGAAGAAAGAGGAGCAUGAAGAAGUUAAGCCUAAUUUACGUCCUGGUGUUUCUUUUGGUAAGAACAAGGUGGAAGGAGAAGAAAAUGAACACAUCCCUGCACACGAUCCGGAAUAUUACUCAUACCAAAAUACAGAUUUUCAAAUUCCCAAUAGGUUUUCAUUUUUUUGUUCGGAAUCUGAUGAAACCGUACAUGCAAGUGAUAUCCCUUCCUUAGUGACCGAGGGCCAGACGUUUUAUGAAUUAUUCAGAGGAGGGGAACCAACAUGGUGGUUGGAUUGCAGCUGUCCAACUGAUGAUGAAAUGCGUUGCAUAGCAAAAGCAUUUGGCAUCCAUCCAUUAACAGCAGAGGAUAUAAGAAUGCAAGAAACUCGUGAAAAAGUGGAACUUUUCAAGUCAUAUUAUUUUGUGUGUUUUCACACAUUUGAAAAUGAUAAAGAAUCGGAGGAUUUUUUGGAACCUAUCAAUGUUUACAUUGUGGUGUGCAGGUCAGGUGUCUUAACCUUUCAUUUUGGCCCAAUAUCUCAUUGUGCUAAUGUGAGGAGACGUGUAAGGCAAUUGCGUGAUUAUGUCAAUGUCAACUCAGAUUGGUUAUGUUAUGCUUUAAUUGAUGAUAUCACAGAUAGUUUCGCUCCUGUUAUUCAAUCCAUUGAAUAUGAAGCUGACUCGAUUGAAGAUUCCGUAUUCAUGGCCCGUGACAUGGAUUUUGCAGCCAUGCUACAAAGGAUUGGUGAAAGCAGACGUAAAACAAUGACGUUGAUGAGGCUUCUAAGUGGUAAGGCCGAUGUUAUCAAAAUGUUUGCCAAAAGAUGCCAAGAUGAAGCUAAUGGUAUUGGGCCAGCGUUAACAUCACAAAUCAAUAUUGCGAAUUUACAAGCAAGGCAGGAUAAUGCUAAUCGUACCAAUGACAAUAGUUAUGCGACCUUGUCAAAUAGCUAUGUGCCCACCACAUCGCAACCAAGGGGAGAUAUUGCUUUAUACUUGGGUGAUAUUCAAGAUCAUUUGUUGACUAUGUUUCAAAACUUGUUGGCGUAUGAGAAGAUUUUUUCUAGAUCUCAUACGAACUAUUUGGCACAACUGCAAGUAGAGUCAUUUAAUUCGAAUAACAAAGUUACGGAAAUGUUAGGUAAGGUAACUAUGAUAGGUACGAUGUUAGUUCCAUUGAAUGUUAUCACUGGUCUAUUCGGUAUGAACGUUAAAGUUCCAGGAGAAAAAUCUAGUCUUGCGUGGUGGUUUGGGAUUCUAGGUGUUUUACUUUUGCUGGCCGUUGUAGGUUGGUUCUUGGCCAGCUAUUGGAUUAAAAGAAUAGAUCCCCCAGCGACACUUAACGAAGCUGCAGAAAGUGGAGCCAAAUCAGUCAUCUCUAGUUUUUUACCAAAAAGAAACAAGAGAUUCAAUGAUCGUUCCAAAACUAUUAAUGUGAGAGUCGGCCCUUCAAACAAAUCCGUUGCAAGUCUUCCUAGUAGAUAUAGCCGCUACGAUUGA
Messenger RNA from Saccharomyces mikatae IFO 1815, 2580 nucleotides. RefSeq names its product Mg(2+) transporter ALR1 (gene ALR1). The coding region runs from base 1 to 2580 and encodes 859 amino acids. The record is from RefSeq and is a predicted model, not a curated record. Gene Ontology annotation, molecular function: magnesium ion transmembrane transporter activity. Gene Ontology annotation, biological process: intracellular magnesium ion homeostasis; magnesium ion transmembrane transport. Lineage: Eukaryota; Fungi; Ascomycota; Saccharomycetes; Saccharomycetales; Saccharomycetaceae. Gene Ontology annotation, cellular component: plasma membrane. The transcript has a single exon.